Molecule: messenger RNA, 2910 nt
Organism: Planococcus citri (citrus mealybug)
Lineage: Eukaryota; Metazoa; Arthropoda; Insecta; Hemiptera; Pseudococcidae
Product: scavenger receptor class B member 1-like
Exons: 10
Coding region: 336-2192 (618 amino acids)
Cellular component (GO): membrane; cytoplasm
Molecular function (GO): scavenger receptor activity
Source: RefSeq, a predicted model, not a curated record
AGACGUAAAGCAAAACGUCUUUGGAAGAACGAUCCGCCAGCAGAAGUAUUUGGAGAGCCGAAGUAGCAAAUUACCACUGAUACUGACUUGCUAACUAACUGGUUUUGUACUUCACGUGAUUUUAAUCGUAAAGCAUCGCGCAAGGUUUUAACAAUUCGUAAAGUUUUUUGCUUCAGUUCUGUUGUAUCUACUCAGAAACGAAUCGAUUUUCAAGUACUUAUUGAUUGGUUUUCGCAUUCGCGCCAUUUUUUGGACAUUUUUCUCCUAACGCUUUUUGAUCGAUAUUGUGUUGAGUUUUUUCGAGUUUUUUUUUGACUGUCGAAAAUUUUGUCGCGAUGAGGGACAUUUUCAAAGUUUUCGCCGGUUUUACCGACCGGUCGAGUAGACGCGGUAGGCAAAUUUAUAAUUUGGUGAAUACUCACGAACCUCCCAUCGAUCCGAACAACCCUUAUAGUAACAGCACUACUACUACCAUCGGAGCUAAUAAUACAUCCAGGGAAGCUAAUCCUAAUAGCGAAAGCUUGAGCGCUUCGGCAGUCAUCGAUCGAAUAUUAUUCCGAGGAAAAUUAUCGCAGCAAGAGAACAAAAAUAAAUGUGUUUUGCUGACGAUGUUCAUCGGUUUAUUGUCGAUAUCGCUAGGCACGUUACUGAUGGUAUUUAGCCCGUACGAUAUUAUUUUUCCAAUGAAAACGACGUUUUCGGAAGGCAGCGAAGGAUUCGAGUUAUGGCGUAAACCUCCAGUCGAAGUUCUGCUUAAAGUCUACUUGUACAACAUCACCAACAAGGACGAAUUUCUAAGUGGAAAGGAGAAACUGAAGGUGGAGCAAGUUGGACCAUACGUUUACCGGGAAAUCGGAGAGCACGCUGAUAUCGAGUUCAAUGACAACGGUACCGUUUCCGCAGUACCCAAGUAUCCUUUAGAAUGGGUACCAGAACUGAGUGUCGGAACUGAAGAAGAUAAACUCAUGUUACCUAAUGUUGCUCUACUGAGUUUCGCGAACGUUAUCUCGAAACAGAGUGCCAUCACAAGAUGGGGAGUAAACCUAUUGAUAAGUCAAACUAAUUCUCAUCCUAUUGUCGAACAGACUGCUAAGGAGUUCAUGUUCGGUUACGAAAGUGCUCUCGUCACUUUAGGAAAUCAAUUUAUGCCUAGUUGGAUUAAAUUUGAUAAACUCGGAUUAAUCGAUAGAAUGUACGACUUUAACGGCGACGUUGAAACGACCUAUACUGGAGAAAAAGAUCUGCAUUUAUCUGGAAUCCUAGCAACGUACAAUCGAUCGCCAACCCUGCCUCAAUGGGAAGCACCUUGUAACAAGGUGGAGGGAUCAUCCGAUGGUACCAAGUUCCCAACAAAUAUUAAACCAAACGAAACACUGUGGUUCUUCCGUAAAUCCAUGUGUCGAGCUGUGCCCAUGGUUCCAACCGGUGCAACGACCACUCACGAUGGUAUACCGACGGCACGCUACAGGUUCAAAGAGGAUGCCCUUGAUAAUGGAGAAAGCAACGAAGAGAAUAAAUGUUUCUGUUCCAAUGGUCAGUGUUUACGAAACGGUUUGAUAGACGUUACCCACUGUUAUUACGGUUUUCCAAUCGCCUUAUCAUAUCCACACUUCUACAUGGCUGAUCCAACUCUACGUGAAGAAGUCGAUGGUUGUACACCGGACCCAGAAUCGCACGAAACGUAUUUCUAUGUCAAUCCUCAAACUGGAUCACCAACCAAAGUAUCCGUUAAAAUGCAAAUCAAUAUCGCUUUGCAAGACGUCAGUUCGAUGUUACAUUGCGAAAGGUUUUCCAAUCUUGUAGUUCCUAUGCUAUGGACAGAUAUCACUUUGCAAGAAUUAAGUUUUCAAAUCAAACUGAAAUUAUUCUUAUUGCUGAGGGUAUUACCGGUGCUCGAAACUGUAGGAGUGUAUUUAUUAUUAAUCGGCGGCGUUUCGUUUAUCGCUUUAAGUAUUUGCGCUUUGAUUUUUAUCACCGAUGUAAAAAACCAAACGCAGAAAAAAGUUCAAAAACCUAAAAAACCGUCGUGGAAUAAUAACGCAGUUAAAAAACAAGAAUAUAAAGUAGACGCCGAGAAAUCGUCGCAAGAUGUCAAAAAUAAAGAAAUGGACGUAUACUUUUGUUCGCUUCUGUCUCCGAAUGGAGAAGACAACGAAGAUAUAAAGGUUCCUCUGACCUCAUCGACAGACUGAUUUUUAAAUAGUUAAUUUAAUGUGCUCAAAAAAUAAUUUUGUUUCUCUCAAUGUGAUGCAUCCUCCUCGGUGUUUAGGCUAGCGCUGUACGCGAUUGAUAGACUUGUUAGCGUAAGUUUGUUAUUUACUUGUAAAAAAUUGUAUCGCUGAUCGAUUAUUUAUUUAAACAUUUUAAGUAAUUUAUGAAUUUGCGCUUUGUAAACAUUCGCGUAGUUUUAUAAUUUUAUUUAGAUGACUAUUUAGAACCGAUAAGCGCUCUUAGAGCGUUACCCAGUCGAUUACCCGUCGGCCAAAAUAUUGGUGUUAGGAUGUGGCGUAAAAAUAAUAGUAAAAAAAAAAAUUUAAAGAAAAAAAAUUACGCUGCGUACUUAUACUUACGCGUAAAUGAAAUAGUUUUAUUGCAAUGGUAAUAUUUAAUGUUUAUAAGGCGAACUAGUCAGUAAUGUACCAUUCCUUAUCGUUUUAAUCGUUUAAUGUUUUACAUUUUGUGAACCAUUUUACUUGUAAUGUGAAAUUCACUGUUUAUUUCUAUCGUUUCUUCGUCAUGUAUUUGUCGCGUUAUUUGUGUACAUUUUACGAAUUUCGUUUACUAUUUUUAAGUGUAUUGUGUUCCUUUUAUUGUUUUUAUAUCAAUAAGAUUUUGUACUUAAAAAAAUAUUUCUCUCAUUGUAAAUGUACCUAUGUAUUUGUACUCCCCAAUAAAAAUCGUCGAAAUUAA